CUUGCGCGCCGCAGCUGUGGCAGGCAGGAAGCGACAAGCGACAACGCGGUUCCGUCCUCCCCACGGCCCCGCCCGUCCAUCCUCUGGCCCCCCGCGGCCGCAACGCAAGACCGGAGCAGCCCUUCACGUUCACCCCGCUCGCUCGUCCGUCGGCCCCGCUCGCACAGGCGCAGCGCCCCAAAAAGUCACCAUUUUUUAGUACCAAACGCUGUCCCAAGCACCUGCCCGACCCCCUUCGCUCGUUCGCUCGCCUCCACUCCCCGACCUCCUCGGCUCCUCCUCUCGUGUCCUUCCUUCGUCGCCUCACUCCCUCUCUCUUUUUCCCCCAAACCCGAACCCCUAGUACGCGCGGAGAGGGCGGAGGUUGAGGGAGUGGUGGAACCCUAGCGCGCGCGUGGCGGCUGCGGCCAUGGACGCGGCGCGGAGGGAGAGGAGGCACCACAGGAAGGCCGCGGCGGUGGCAGCGGGUGGUGUGGCUGCGGGUAAGGUCGGUGGCGGGGGAGAGGCUGCGGCAGCGGCGGCGCGGGCGGCGUACGGGGACGUGUUCGGCGGGCCACCGCGCUUCGCGGCACCGUUCGGAGGGGCGCCGCUGGACUACGCCGAGGUGUUCGGGGGCGUCGCGGCCACCUGCUCCAUCCCGUACCUGCACCUGCCGCCCGCGGCCGCCGUCGGGGGCGACGACGGCUUCUUCGGCCGCGGCGGGAAGGGGGAUUAUGGGGAGAUCUUCGGCCGGUUCGACUUCGCCGACUUCGCGGUGCCGUACGAGGACCUCUUCGGUGAGCCGGAGCCGGAGAGGGAGGAGAUCGCCUCGUCGAGCGGGAGUUCGAGAUCAUCGAUCAAAAAAGAAUCCACCGAGCUGGAGGCUGAGCCUCCUAUACUUCCUCAACAUUAUCAAAAUCUGGAUCAUCGUCAACACUUCAAAGAGCAUAAGUUUUCACCAAUAUCCUUCCCUCCAGACACAGACGGUCAGCAGUUUGUCAUGUCAUAUAACAAGAAUACCGAGAGGAGACCUGGUGAUCUAGUUGAGAUGACAACCUGCACAGUUGAACCUUCGAUGGGCUUUGUGAUUGAUUCUCGCAAUUUGUCACAUAUCCCAGCAACCAAUGAUGUUUCAAGAAUUGACAAUGGCACAGUGAUCAAUGGCAAUAAUGAGAAGAACCCAAGCUCUGCUAGCAUGAGUGCGAGGAAUCCUGAGAGUGAUUUCGUAGUUGAUCAGAAGCAUCAAAGUCCAUCAUGGCCACCUAUUUCUGGAAGUGUUUCUGCAAAUGAAAACCACAUGAACUCUGAUAAUCAUUCAACAUGCAGAAGUGGAACACCUCAUGAUCAUGCAUUUCUUCGGGUAUCUGAUAUUGAUGCGCAAACGCAGCCAGUCAAAGUACUUCUUAACAAGAAAGAGAGUGCAGCUAAAGGAGAUAUCAAUCUUGUAAGCCGCAGUUUCACUCCAACUUCUUCUGCGCAUACCUCUUUAUGUAGCAACAUGCCUCAGGCUGACAAGAAAGCUGAUUCUGCUCCGUUGAAUGCUGAUGCCAAUCCCACUUCUGCUUCAGCAGCUAUGAAGGAGGCAAUGGAUUUUGCUGAAGCCCGGUUAAAGGCAGCAAAAGAACUGUUAGAGAGAAAAGGCGACAGUUUUAAACUUCGGAAGAAGCCAAGUCAUCAUAGAAGUACAAGAUCUACAGAAAUCAAGGCUCCUGCACUUGUAGAGGUAGAUACUUCCGAACAAAAGAUAUCAGUGAAAAUUCCAUCGAAAGAAGAAAAGAAUCCUGAGGAUUCUUUAUCAGACAAGCAUAAAAAAUUAAGUGCAGCCAGAUUAGACCAUUUUGAUGACAAUGGAAAAAGGGUACUUCCACUGGAGAAGCCUCAACAGACGAUGCAAACCUGCACUGAGUCCUGUCAAACUUCCAGUAAACUAGAGAAAUUAGGCAAUUGGAGGUCGGGUGAUGAAUUUUAUGAGCUGACCGGAGAUGAUCAGAAAUGCGAAAGUGAUAAAGCCACAGAUGAGGAUGAUAAAUGUAAGCGAACGAGUCCCAUCACAAGUCUCAGCGGUGAUAAAAAAAUUGAAACUGAAUUUAGCGCCGCAGAUUCUGACUUGGACAGGUAUGAAAAACUUUGGGAGGUGAAUGAUGUCAGGGAUGUGGGAGUGAAACAUGUAAAUCUGAGAAAGGACAAUACAUCUUCAGUGGACAGAGAUAGGGGGUCCGUGAUUUUAGAAGCUUCUACAGAAAGUACGGCAAACCAAGAAAUUCAUAAUUCAAAUGUUGAGGGACUUGUAACACUAGAAAAUGCUAAGGAAAGCCAUGAUGAUGAGUGUGUUGAGCUUCCUUCUAUGAAUGAUACCUUGACAAAGCAGGACUUCAUCAAGGAUAUGCCAGAUUCGUUAUCAGAGGCUUGCUCGUCUGGAAACCAUGCCAGUGAUCUUAGGAACCUUUGUAAUAGUAGUCCAAAGGUAAGUCCAGUAGCAGCAACAUCACAAGAGCACACAAACAGUAAACUGGUACUUGAGGUACCAUGUGAUGGUGAGGUGCAAUGCACUUCUGGGAGUAGUGAAAAAUCACAAGAACCUCCAGAAGUAUCUAACGCUGACAUUUCCCAGGGAAGUAACAUUAAAUCAUUGAUUUUAGAAGAACUUGAAGGAUCUUACGUAUGCGAUGCUUUCCCGAGGGGACCGAGUAGAGUUGAGCAGGAAGCUGAAACUUAUGGGAGAGAAAAAUUCAGUUUUAUUUGUGAAUCGCUCCUGCAUAACGAAGACACUAAAAUAAAGGAAGUACUCUCUGAGGAAGUAGAGAAAGUCAAAAUUGAAGAGAAAGUUGGUCCAUGUGCACAUCCUGAAGUGACAGUUGUGGAUCUGGAUGCUGAGUGCCCUGACGAGGAGAUUGAUAUUACUUUACAGAACAAUUUGGCAGACCAUGAAGAACCGAACAUGCUAAACUUAUUUGAGGUAGCCAGCAAGUUGAUUAAAAGGGACCUGGAUCAAGAAAUGCGAGGGUCAUUAGGGCAUGGUGAAGUGGAGAAUGGAAUGCAAGAAGGACCCGAUGAACUCAUCUCUGAUAGUGAAGGCAAAGAAGCAGAAGAAACCCCAUUAGAAAAUAGUGAGAGGACAGGUCCCGAAGAGGGAUCAGCUCAUGGUAACCAGGAGGACCAGAAGUCAUCUGAAAGUACCAACAGAGGACAAAGUGAUGUAGAUGCAAAAUUUAAUACAACUGUCGAUGAAGUUGGCUCUGAAUCCUUUUCAGGAGCUACAAGUGAUAGCACCACCAGAGUGACCAUUAAUUCGGAAGAUGAGCCUGCUUCCUCUUCAGAAAUGUAUACUCACAUGCAGCACUCAACGCAAAAAGAUGAAUCUACUACUUCUCAGACACCUAACAGGAGUGUUCCUGGUCUUGAAAUUGGAGAGGUUUGCGAUGGAGGAGAAAGAGUAUUACCAACAGAAAGGUCUACAUGUGAAGAAAGGAAGAGCAGGGCAGAACAAAUGGAAGAAAAAGACACUACUGCAAGGAUAUCAAAGGCAGAACAUGGGCCAUCUCCCUUGGAGAAGAGUCAUAGUCUACCUAAAUCUGCUGAAGGACCCACCCCAGUUUCUGCUGAGACGUUGAGAAAAGAGGCACUUGGAGUUCUUAGGGCCAAAGAGAGGGAGAAUAUAACAAGAGCAGAAAGUGCAAGUGAAAAGGACAAAGGAUCUUCUCGAAGAAUAGAUGAAGCAAAAGAAAGCGAAAGGAGAUUGGAUAAAGAAAGAGAACUUGCUGAAGAGAAGGAAAGAAGAAAAUUGGAAGAGGAGGAAAGGGAGAGGGAACGGAAAAAGGAUAGACUUGCUGUUGAAAGAGCCACAAGAGAAGCGCACGAGAGAGCAUUUGCUGAAGCUCGUGAAAAGGCAGAAAAAAUGGCUUCGGAAAGGAAUACUGCUGCACGGCAACAGGCACCUGCAGAGGCCAGAGAGAAAGAAGAGAGAGCAAGUGCUGAAGCGGCUGCUGAAAGGGCUAGGUUAAGAGCAGAACGUGCAGCAGUUGAGCGAGCAACUGCAGAAGCUCGGGAGCGGGCAAUAGAGAAGGCGAAGGCUGACAAGGCUCUCGCAGAGGCAAGAGAACGAAGGGAACGAUACAGAUCCUCUUUGAAGGAGAGUUUUAAGUCCACUAAUCAGGAUAUUCGACAGGAGACACAGUUUCAGAGGGCAACUUCUAGUAACUUCAUUAGAAAUCCAGAUUCCAUCAACAAAGCAGUGGUUGAGGUUGAGUCGGCUUUAAGGCAUAAAGCAAGAUUAGAGAGGCAUCAACGCACAUCUGAGCGUGUGACAAAAGCACUUGCUGAGAAGAACAUGCGGGACCUGCUGGCUCAAAGAGAGCAAGCAGAGAAACAUAGGUUGUCUGAAUUCCUGGAUCCUGAGAUCAAGAGAUGGUCAAAUGGAAAGGAAGGAAAUCUGAGGGCCUUGCUGUCCACUUUGCAAUACAUUCUUGGUGCCGACAGUGGUUGGCAACCAGUGCCACUUACAGAUCUUAUUACAGCUGCUGCUGUGAAGAAAGCUUACAGGAAGGCAACCCUUUGUGUCCAUCCAGAUAAAUUACAACAAAGGGGUGCUACAAUCAAACAGAAAUACAUCUGUGAGAAGGUUUUUGAUCUUCUUAAGGAUGCUUGGAACAAGUUCAAUUCAGAGGAGCGCUAGGAUGGAAGCUAAGCAGCUGAUUAUUUUGAGGCGGGAUAUUCGUUAGUAUUUAUAUUUAGGCAUAGCCAUAUUGUUAGCUUGUUCAUUCAAUAUUGAUGUACAUAUGCAGUUCUAGUUCUAGAUAUCAUGUCAGAAACAACUAGCACCAAUGCUGCUCUUACUUGAAUCAGAUCAGUUCAGCAGAAGAGCUCCGCUGCUCCCUGUUUUACCCGGA
This is a messenger RNA of Phragmites australis (common reed), 4865 nucleotides long. RefSeq lists its product as uncharacterized. Lineage: Eukaryota; Viridiplantae; Streptophyta; Magnoliopsida; Poales; Poaceae. Gene Ontology annotation, molecular function: clathrin binding. The record is from RefSeq and is a predicted model, not a curated record. The transcript is spliced from 8 exons. Gene Ontology annotation, biological process: clathrin coat disassembly; clathrin-dependent endocytosis. Gene Ontology annotation, cellular component: vesicle; cytoplasm; intracellular membrane-bounded organelle. The coding region runs from base 410 to 4651 and encodes 1413 amino acids.